Messenger RNA from Coregonus sp. 'balchen', 1061 nucleotides. The record is from the annotation of a GenBank genome assembly. Lineage: Eukaryota; Metazoa; Chordata; Actinopteri; Salmoniformes; Salmonidae.
GUUUCAGCGGGUGCACACUGUCCAGCAACGCUUGUUGUUUGAUAUAGCCGAGUGUUUUAAAUACAAUUUAGUUACAUUAUUUGUACUACCGUUUGAAAGUACUUUAGGCGUACUCUAGCCAUUAUUUAUAGGGAAGGUUGUUAAGCCCAAUGUACAGCAAAAAGGUGAGUUGACGCCUCGAAGUUCGCAUUAGCCGAUAUUAGUUAGCUAGCUAGCUAGGUGGGUACUGUUUGCUCGGUAAAGCAACAAAUAGUUGCAAAACAUAUAUAGAGCAGUGGUUUGACUAUAGUUAACAAUCUUAGCAUUCGCUUUAUAUGUGUACUAUAGUCACAUAAGUUGCCUUCUAUUCGCGUUCAACAUGGACAACCACGAACAGUGCUCUCCCUCUGAAGGAUGCGUCGACCGGUCUACGCUGGUGUCAGAGGAUGGAAAGAAUAUCAAGUCAGUUUUGUGCCAACGUUGUGGAUCGAAGGUCCUCUGCCCAGGGAUGGCGGUGUUUGCAGAGAAGGAGGUAAGGUUCACCUCAGACAGGAGUAACCCCUAAAGACAAAUUACCUAAAAUGACUAGUUAUAGCAUAAAUAAGUAUUUUCCUAUCCGAAUGGGCAUUCAUCAUAGUUGCUUUGUUUUCAGCGUAGUGCAAUGUCUAACCACCACCAAAUGCACGAAAUUAUAUUGUGCAUACAAUGUGAAAUUUGCUAUGCCAAGAUGUGACUAAAUGUCAGGGAGUGAAAUCACUUCUGUUUAUCUAUUCAUAUUAAGGCUCAUUGACAUGAUGAAUCUUGUCUUUUAUUUCCUCCCCAAUAUGCUCCAGUUGUUCCUGCCCUCAAUGCGGAAGAAGACCACUAUCACCCAAUCACAGGGAUCCGUGGAUAGGGACAAACUGACUGCCCACUGGUUAGUCGAUGAUAUGUACACCUUUGAGAAUGUGGGCUUCACCAAGGACGUGGGCAGAAUCAAGUACCUAAUUUGUGCAGACUGUGAGAUUGGACCCAUUGGCUGGCACUGCCUGGAUGACAAAAAGAGCUUCUAUGUUGCAUUGGAAAGAGUCAAUCAUGCCUAA